Molecule: messenger RNA, 1797 nt
Organism: Chaetura pelagica (chimney swift)
Lineage: Eukaryota; Metazoa; Chordata; Aves; Apodiformes; Apodidae
Gene: XRCC6
Product: X-ray repair complementing defective repair in Chinese hamster cells 6
Exons: 11
Coding region: 55-1743 (562 amino acids)
Biological process (GO): cellular response to gamma radiation; telomere maintenance; double-strand break repair via nonhomologous end joining
Cellular component (GO): nucleus; Ku70:Ku80 complex
Molecular function (GO): DNA helicase activity; double-stranded DNA binding; damaged DNA binding
Source: RefSeq, a predicted model, not a curated record
UACAAGUUCUCGGGUCGGGACAGCCUCAUUUUCCUGGUCGAUGCCUCCGAGGCCAUGUUUGAGGGAGACGGGGACGAGGUGAUUCCCUUCGACAUGACUAUCCAGUGCAUCCGGAGUGUGUAUACCAACAAAAUUAUUAGUAGUGACAGGGACCUGUUGGGUGUCGUGUUCUAUGGUACAGAUAAGAACAAGAACUCGGCAGAUUUCAAGCACAUCUACGUUCUUCAGGAGCUGGACAAUCCAGGUGCAAAGCGUGUUCUAGAGCUGGACCAAUACAGGGGAGACGAAGGACGAGCGCUUUUCCGUGAGACCUUUGGCCACAAUGCUGACUAUUCACUGGGUGAAGCACUCUGGGCCUGCUCUAAUCUCUUCAGUGAUGUCCGAGUCAGGCUGAGCCACAAAAGGAUCAUGCUCUUCACCAACGAGGAUGACCCUCAUGCCAAUGACAGUGCUAAAGCCAAGCUGGCCAGGACCAGAGCUGGUGAUCUGAGAGAUACAGGUAUCAUCUUGGACUUGAUGCACUUGAAGAAGCCUGGAGGGUUCGAUAUCUCUUUGUUCUACAGGGAUAUCAUAAACGUAGCAGAGGAUGAGGACCUUGGGAUCCAACCUGAGGAAUCAGGGAAACUGGAACAUCUCAUGAAGAAAGUACGAGCGAAGGAGACAAAGAAACGGACUUUAAGCAGGUUAAAUCUGUAUCUGAACAAAGAUCUGUCACUUUCUGUUGGUGUUUACAACCUUGUUCGAAAAGCUUAUAAGCCUUAUCCAGUGAAGCUUUAUCGGGAAACUAAUGAACCAGUUAAGACAAAAACAAGGAUGUUUAAUGGAAAAACAGGCAGCUUGCUCCUGCCAAGUGACACAAAAAGGGCUCAGACAUAUGGAAACCGCCAGAUUGUGCUGGAGAAAGAGGAAACAGAAGAAAUAAAACGGUUUGAGUCUCCAGGCUUGUUUCUGAUUGGCUUCAAACCCCUUUCAAUGCUAAAACGACAUCACCACAUCAAGCCCUCCCAGUUCAUCUAUCCUGAGGAGUCCGUAGUAAGUGGGAGUACAACGCUGUUUAAUGCCCUGCUAAUGAAAUGCCUGGAGAAGGAUGUGGUGGCCCUGUGCAGAUACACCGCCCGCCGCAACACUCCCCCUCGCUUUGUGGCCCUGGUUCCCCAGGAGGAAGAGGUGGAUGAUCAGAAAGUGCAGACAGCCCCUCCAGGUUUCCACAUCAUUUUCCUGCCAUAUGCAGAUGACAAACGGAAUGUUGAUUUUACAGAAAAGGUGCCAGCCAGUCGAGAGCAGGUGGACAAAAUGAAGGAAAUAGUUCAAAAACUCCGAUUCAAAUACAGGCCUGAUAGCUUUGAGAACCCAGUUUUGCAACAGCACUUCAGGAAUCUGGAGGCUUUGGCACUGGAUAUGCUGGAACCAGAACAAGCCGAGGAUCUUACAAUGCCAAAGGCCAAAGAGAUGGACCGCAGGCUGGGCAACCUGGUGGAGGAGUUUAAGCAGCUGGUUUAUCCCCCUGACUAUAAUCCUGAUGGGAAGGCUGUAAAGCGAAAACAAGAUUCUGAUGGUCAAACUGAGAAGAGGCUCAAGGUAGAAGUUUCAAAAGAAGAGCUGCAGAGUCAUGUGCUGAAGGGCACUCUGGGCAAGCUUACUGUGCCAGUUCUGAAGGACGCAUGCAGGCUUUGUGGGCUGAAGAGUGGGGGGAAGAAGCAGGAGCUCAUGGAUGUACUAACUGAAUACUUUACUGAACGCUGAGCAGAAGCAGAAGGCCUUGCUUCAAGUUUCAGUUGUCUUAAGUGGAUGCUGUGU